Molecule: messenger RNA, 2401 nt
Organism: Aspergillus sclerotioniger CBS 115572
Lineage: Eukaryota; Fungi; Ascomycota; Eurotiomycetes; Eurotiales; Aspergillaceae
Product: six-hairpin glycosidase
Exons: 2
Coding region: 324-2375 (683 amino acids)
Biological process (GO): carbohydrate metabolic process
Source: RefSeq, a predicted model, not a curated record
ACUGGAGCAGCAGGCUGUCUACUCUACCGUCGUCUUUCUCUUAUCAGCAUUGAAAAUGCCAUGAACAUGCCGUGGUAAGUGGGGAGACAGUGGUCUGAUGACCUGCAGGAUGCAUCCCUCUGCAGAACACGGGGCCCCUGAAGAGCUCGGAGCCCCCGCAGGAGAGUUGAAGCUUAAUUGUGGUGUUGAGUUCCCCUGAUCGUCGGAACCCGCCAAUCGGUGAAAUCCAUGCUAAGACAUUGCGGUUAAUAUCUCUCCACCGGAGAAUUGACAUCCUGGCUGCCCCUGUAUAUUAAACGGCACUUUCUCAAUACGACGGCCCCAUGCAGUCAGACAAUAUGCGGUCACUACUUGUCGCCCUCGCUGGCUUUCUCGGGGCUUCUGCCCUGGAUGCCGACUCCAUCUUGACCCAGUAUUUUGGCAACGAUGCGCCAUGGUAUAGUGAUCGUAUUCCUCUCUUUGAGACCGAUCUCUCCGACAUCCAAGAUGUUUACUACUACCGCUGGGGUGUCUUCCGGGCUCACCAGCGGGACCUCGGUUCUUACGGCUACAUCACGACCGAGUUUCUCAACGACGUGAGCUGGCAGGAAGAACCCUGGGCGCUUCUGAUUGAUGCCUCCAACUUUCACCUACGCGAAGGCCGCUGGUGUCGUGAUCGUCGCUUCACCAGUGACUAUUCUUCCUUUCUCUUUGGCCCUAAUGGCGACCCUUAUCAAUUCUCCGAGUCCAUGGCCGACGGUGUCUGGCAGGCCUACCUUGUCAAUGGCGCUGCCGACGACGCCACACCGCUGUUGGCCUCAAUGCAAACCGUCUACGCCGGGUGGAAUUCCACCACCCUCGGGGUGGGUGGCUACGACACUUCCAAAGGUCUCUAUUGGAUCCAGCCGUUGACCGACGCGACGGAGUACACCAUCGCCAGUAUCGACGCAUCGGGCGGCGAGGACGGCUUUACCGGGGGAUAUGCCUUCCGUCCCAGCAUCAACAGCUACCAGUACGCCAAUGCAUUGGCCAUCGCCCAUAUUGCCAAUCUCACCGGGGACACUGCUGUCCGCGAAGAAUACACCCAGCUGGCGAGUGCCCUAAAAACACGUCUACAGGACGACCUCUGGAACAGUACUUUUGAGCACUUUAUCGACCGCUACAAGGAGGACAACAACUACGUCACUUACUGGGACUUUAUCCGAGGCCGUGAACUGGUUGGCUAUGUGCCCUGGGCGUAUGACGUCCUCGACGACAACACGACCUAUGCAGCAUCAUGGAGCCACCUCCUCAACACAAGCGAGCUGGCAGGCGUGCACGGACUCCGCACCAACGAACCCAGCUACCAGUACUACAUGGUGCAGUAUCGCUACGACGGCACCCAUCCGGAAUGCCAAUGGAACGGGCCGGCCUGGCCGUACCAGACCACGCAGGCGUUGACCGGCCUGGCCAACCUCUUCGAUCACUACCCUCUCUCCGCUGCGACAGGCGUCAUCACCACCGCUGACUACACCAACAUCCUCCUGCAAUACGCCAAGCUGCAUUACAACCCUGCUCGUGGGGGUAUCCUCGACAUCGAAGAAGACUACUACUCGGACACGGGCAGCCCCAUCGUAGGUCUUCCACGCUCGCCGCACUACUUCCACUCGGGGUUCGUAGACCUCAUCCUGACGGGCUACGUGGGGAUCCGGCCGCGCGCCGACGAUGUGCUGGAAGUCAAUCCGCAGGCGGACGCAUCCACGGUCAGCUAUUUCCGGGCCGAAAGGAUCCUCUACCAUGGACACGAGGUGGUCGUGCAAUGGGACGCGACUGGGGAUCAGUACGGGACGGCGGGCCUGGUCGUCGAAGUGGACGGUACCACCGUCGCCACCAGCUCCAAGCUCACCCGACUCACUGUCGAUAUUGCCGCCGCGUCGGCCCCAGCAUUCUCCAGUCCUAUCGCAGUGUCAGUCCAACUCGCGUCGGAUAGCGAGUACCCCCGAGGCAGCGUGUCGGUAGCAGAUGCCGACACGGACGCAGUGCACGGGGCCAUCGACGGACGGAUCUGGUUCUAUCCACAGGUUGAGGUCGCCAAUGGGUGGGACAGUCCCGUCGGCAAUGGUACGGAAGUGUGGUACCAGGUGGAUUUCGGCAACGUGACGCAGACGGCGCGCGCGGAGAUUGCUUUUUUUACCAACAGUACCCAGGGAUAUGAUGUGCCGGAGAGUUAUCGGGUGCAGAGUAAUGCCACGGGGGGGUGGACGGAUGUAAGUCGUGGGAAUUAUAGUACGGCCGUGGCGAAUGGGAUUACAACGGCGUCGUGGGAGGUGGUCAGCACGGCGGCGGUGCGGUUGGUGUUUACGCCGAAGACGGGGGAGAUGGUGCGAUUGGUGGAGUGGAAGGUGUUUUCUAGUUAGUAUUCUGUAUGUGACAUGACUGAAGG